AUGCGACAUACGAGAAUAGUGUUGACGCCGCCGCGUGACACUUUGCUCGCGGCCUCUGAGAGAAUGUGCUCGGCGGGUUCACCGACAUGGAGUCAAGGGACUCCACAAGGAGCAUGGAGUCAUGGGACUCCAGAAGGAUCAACCCAAGACUCUGCAGGCACUCCGCCAGCGACCACAGGCGUGCUAGGGUCGUCGUGGGCACUUCCUUCAUCAGCGGAGGAAGGGCGGACGACCGAGCUCGGCGGGAAGACACGGCUAGAUCGCGAGGAGCAGGGAGAGGAUGUGGCGGAGAGUACGGGGCCCACGGAUCCCCGCCAGCAGCACCAACAAAUCCACCUCCCGCAGGCAGCGGCCGAUCUGAGCGCGCCGGGGAACCAACGGGGUUGUGCGGCAGAAGAGCAGCAAGAGGAGCGACGCGACCAGAGGGCGGAAUGGACCGCGACGACGAUGCAGCAUUCGAACGGUGGAGAGCUUUCUCCACGCCGUCAAGCUUUUCCAACACACGCUCCAUCUCGGACGGUACGGGACGCGCCGCACCACCACGUCCAUAUCCGCCUCGACGCCCACGACGACCUCGACCGCUUGCGUUCGAGCGCGCGGGCGACUGGGGGCGGGAUGAGGCAUGCUGACGGCGGCGUUCAGGGGAUCGGCCCUUGCGACGAGGAGAGUCGAGCCGUUGGCGCUUUGCCGGACGAGGCGAACGAGGAGGCGAACGCGGGCGGGUGGUAUGGUGAGCUGGCGAUCGGUGGCGAGAGGGAGGACGAGCGGGCGAACGAUGACGGCGGGAUCGGUGGUCACGAGACUGGCUACGAGACUCGACGCGACGAGGAGAUCGCGGCGAACGAUGCAGGCGCGGAGAUCGUGACGAUCGCGGCUCAAGGUGACGACCGCCACGGCGGCUCCCCUGCCUGUCGUCACGCGCCUCAGACAAACGACGGCGAGGCGAUCGUGCCCGGGGCGCCGCAGCCUCUACGCCGGAGCGCACGACGGACGCCUGGCGGGCAGGCUCCUUCUGCGGCAGGGAAUUUCCGCCACGUGGAGUCAGAUCGCGCCGCAGAUCCUCGAAGCGACGGCGUAUCUGAUCAGCAGAUGCCAGCGGAGCAACGGGCACGCUCGCAGCGGGACGCGCGGGGGGGAGCGGACGGGGAGCAGAACCGCUCUCCGCGAUGCGCUCCCGACCAUGGCCGCCAUCAGCAGACAUUGGAGCGCGGGGAGGAUGUCGCUCGCUCAGCAGGCGGUCGACGUGGCGGACGGGGAGCAGCGGGACGCGGACGACGGGCUAGCGGAGGAGGACCUGAGAAUGUGUAUCAACAAUCGGGACGGAGGGCUUUAAACGAGCUGGAAGAUGAUAAUGAGGAGACAUCAUCAGGCAGCAGCUUUGUACCUGCGGAAUCCACAGACUCGACUUCUAGCUCUGAGUCUGUGGAUGAACCCCAAACCCAGACUCCUGCUAGAGCAACCAGAGCAGCCCCAACUCACAGGGCGGGAGGAUCCUCAGUUGCGAGAUCCACACGGAGGGGACCCCCAACACCAACCCGAGCCGCAUCGGGCAACAUUGCAAACCCCCCACCCCCACCACCAAUUUCCCACACUCCAACCCAUUCCCGAGCCGCCCCACAAUCUGCACCUGGCAGUAACCCCAUCCCAACCCACGCGCGAGAGGAAAAAUCCCCAGAAACACUCGCCAAGGACGACGUGCUAUUCGCUGGGGUUGGAAGAUGGGACCUGACGAAAUUGCGCGACAGUCGCCACGCACCACUCUCCCGCCACCUCCCACCCGACCCUCGCAAACUUUUCGCCACCGCCCUGCUGGUACCUCUGCUGCGGUUGGCGAACGAUCCAGACUCACACUCUGCUUGGGUCGUCCUCUUGUUCCUCGCACGACUCACACUUCGCCAGCUGUCACCCAGGCGUCCAGAUUGGAAGGCAGUCAGCGCACGACUUAGCAAAUUCAUGUGUGGGGACUGGGAUGAGCUGUACAAGGACACCGUGGACUCACUGACCCGUCCCCAGCCACCCAGACACCAGCCGGAUGACAUUGGGGUCAUCGCGAGAGCUGAGGGGCUAGCUCGACGUGGCAGCCUGCGACGGGCCGUCAUGGCCUUAGAGGCCACGCCAGUUUGCACGCCAUCGCCGGCUGUGCUGGAGGCACUACGCGCCAAGCACCCACCUGCGCCCGCCUCCCCACCUGACUGGAUAUUUCCCACACCAGACCCUCACCUCUCGGCGCCUUACGAGGUCUUCUCCAAGGUUUUGGGUCGGUGUGAGAUGGGAGUAGGAGCUGGGCCAUCAGGAACAACAUUCGAACACCUGCGGGACGCAUCUCUGAUCAACGCUUCAGUGGGGAAGCACCUGCAUGCGCUAGUCAACACCAUACUCACUGGAAAAUUACCUCUCGCAAUAGCCGAACUCCUCACCGCCUCUCGCCUGAUUGCCCUUACCAAACCAGGAGGGGGGACGAGGCCGAUAGCCAUCGGCGAAAGCAUCACUCGCCUCGCUGCCAAAACAGCUCUUACCUUGACGGCGGGCGCCGCUCGAGAUUUCUUCUUACCUCAUCAAUUCGGUGUAGCGGUUCCAGGGGGAGCAGAGGCGAUCAUCCACAUCACGCGAACCUUUCUUACCGUCAACCCUGGAGCGCUCGUUCUGCAGGCCGACCUGGCGAACGCUUUCAAUAGUGUUAACCGAGGGGCCAUCGCGGAGUCGCUUCGAGCUGGCGUCUCUCCUGCUUACCAGAUGCAUCUCGCGGCGAGUCUCCUAUGUCGCGCGCACCACUCCGCUCUCUCCCUUGCCAGUGGAGGAAUGGUCGGACUGGGGCAAGGGAUUGUUUGA
Messenger RNA from Closterium sp. Naga37s-1, 2829 nucleotides. The record is from the annotation of a GenBank genome assembly. Lineage: Eukaryota; Viridiplantae; Streptophyta; Zygnematophyceae; Desmidiales; Closteriaceae.